Messenger RNA from Rhipicephalus sanguineus (brown dog tick), 1450 nucleotides. Its product is annotated as mitogen-activated protein kinase 14. Gene Ontology annotation, cellular component: nucleus; cytoplasm. The record is from RefSeq and is a predicted model, not a curated record. The transcript has 5 exons. Gene Ontology annotation, biological process: protein phosphorylation; intracellular signal transduction. The coding region runs from base 41 to 481 and encodes 146 amino acids. Lineage: Eukaryota; Metazoa; Arthropoda; Arachnida; Ixodida; Ixodidae. Gene Ontology annotation, molecular function: MAP kinase activity; ATP binding.
UGGGGCACUUGCAGUGGACAUUUGGUCAGUGGGCUGCAUCAUGGCUGAGCUCAUCACGGGCAAGACACUGUUUCCGGGCAAUGACCACUUAAACCAGCUGAACAGGAUCAUGGAGCUCUGUGGCACCCCUGAUGGAGACCUUCUGGCCAAAAUCUCUAGCAAAGAGGCCAGGAACUACAUUCGGAGCCUGCCUGUUAUGAAGAAAAAAGGCUUUGCUGAGGUGUUCCAGGGUGCCAACGAGAAAGCCAUUGACCUGCUGGAGCGCAUGCUGGAACUGGACGCGGACAAGCGCCCCACUGCCACUGAGGCUCUGGCCCACCCAUACUUAGCCAGCCUGGCAGACCCAUCUGACGAGCCAUCCGCUGAGCCCUGUGAUCAGUCCUUUGAGGAUCGUGACCUCAGUGUACACGAGUGGAAACGGCUGGUGUACGAGGAGACCACCAGCUUUGUGCCACCAGCUGCUGCCAACUCUGAUGUGUAACAACCUGCCAACUGGAGGAGCACAAUUGAGCCUUCGUGGGAGCAUCCUCAGUGCACUGCUUUUUGUUGAACCAUGGGUUUACUUCAAGUGCCUUUGUUUUUUUCUGCAAAUAUACCUGUGCCUAAUGUGUCCGAAAACAGUUGUCAGUGCUGUUAAAUCCUAAAUCAUAAGAACGUGCUGUUUCAAAAGUGCCUUUUGCAAAUGUAUGUUUCUUGUUCUUUGACGAAUCGCUGAAAUACUCUGAUUGACCCACAGAAGCCUGUCCCAUGCUUGUAAUGUGUUCAGUCGCACCACUGCGGCACCCGUUAGCUCAAACAUGCAGACGCACUGUAGCGUGUUAGUCACACAUCAUAGUUUGUUUAACAAAGUAUACUGAGGAAUUGGUAACUGGUACAGACCGCCACAUAAUAAAAAAAAAGAGUUCUGUUUAUUUCGAAUCAGUUACUCGUGCUUCAUGCAGUAUUCAAAGAGGGCAGGGCCAUACUUCCUACGUAUAACUCUCAGCAGUAUGAUUGACCACGUACCGGUCACUUUAAUGCGAUGUUGCAUAAAAGUCAACGUGUCCUCAAAUGUGACCGAAUCACACAAGCUGAUUGAUCAAGAUGCCUCUUAGUCACUGCUUGUUAACUCUCUGUAGGACUCAAGAUGUAAUUUUUGUUAUUUUUUUCUUUGGACGGUGUUUGAGUGCUGUGCUCAACAGAGAAACUAUGUCUUACAUGCAACUCUGCUUAAAAAGUAUCUCUUUUAAAGAUUUUGCUCUGUGAUUAGAUACCAUGAUAGAGUGAGUAAGCGCGAUUUGACAAGAACGUAGAAAGGAAACAGCCGAGCAUACGUAGCUACUUUCAACUGAAGACACAUUUCUAUCGGGCACGUGGACCUUGUGGAUUAAAUGGCAUUGGACGUGUGUAGUGUAUAUCUACCAAAGAUACAAAUACAGCGCAUUCAUUAAACAAUUGUUCUUGUUAUGGA